AUGAAGGUCAUUUUCUGGAUUUUCCUCAUCUUGGCACUUCUGGCACCAAUUGCCACGUCAUCAAGUCAUCAUCACAAACACCGUACAUGCUACAAAAAGUUGAAGAUACACAUUGGAGACGUCUGUGGAUCCGAAUGCCUAGGAGACCUCAAGUUGGUCCAAAAUGUUGUAUGUCUGGGAGGCACCGUCACAAACGAACAACUCAAAGAUGUCUGUUGCCCGGAUCAGGAGUGA
Messenger RNA from Caenorhabditis briggsae, 234 nucleotides. The transcript has 2 exons. The record is from RefSeq and is a predicted model, not a curated record. Bases 1 to 234 code for a protein of 77 amino acids. Lineage: Eukaryota; Metazoa; Nematoda; Chromadorea; Rhabditida; Rhabditidae.